GGAGGGGGAUCAUGAGAGAAGGAGGGGUGGGAAAAGUUUGAGAAAGAGAGAGCGGCAAAUUCAUUGAAAGAGAAUAUAGACAGAGAGUAUGUGUGUGUGAGUGAGAGAAGGCAAAAGGACAGAAUAACUGAAAACAUUUCAACCUGAAGGCUGAAAGGGGAGGGACUGCCUUGACUUGUCCUUUUUCAAACAAGUUUGUGGAGAAUCUUGGAGAAGCUCUUUUUCUGCUUGGGAAGAAGGGGCAGGGUCUAUGCUAAGUGGGAGUGCAGCUCAGAAGCAGGGGAGUAAAACCAGAGGAGAAAGGGGAAAAAGGCAAUUUUGCUUUGAAGGAAGUCAUACCAGUGGAUGCUGUCAGUGUCCGAUUUCACAAAAUGACAGAGCACUUCUACAGGGCUCAUCCAGCUGAGAAAGGAUGCCAGCUGCUAGCACAAUGACUGGUGGGACGGCCCUGCUACUCUGUACCAACACUGACAACUGUGUCUACCAAUCAGUCAACGGGCUCCAGUGCUGCGGCUUGAAGGUUGGGGAGGCUCCGUCUGCGGUCCCCCUGCGGCCAGACGUGGUGUGUGGGGACAGGGACACCUCCAAGCGGCCCUUCUCCCCCCUGGUCUCCCCUGUGGACGGGACAGACACCACUGACGCCAUCCUGGCUCACAGGAGAGCCACCUCGGACCCCCAGACCACCAUGGAGCAUGGACUGGUCGGCUGCAGCAAACUCAACAAGACCCCAGCGGGUCUGAAGACCAGCGCCAGCAUCCGGGACAAGAUCUCGCAAUGGGAGGGGAAAAAGGAGACCCGCCCUACCGCCCCAGUAGUUGGAAGUGGUCCAUGCCUGCUGACCACAGUGCACAAGGAACCAGAGGCUGUGAGAAAGGAGAUCUCGGAGGUCCACAGGCCGGACAGUAAGAGGUUGGUCAGCUGGGAGAGGCAGGACUCUGGGAAGGAGCAUGCAGGAAAGCUGGGGGAUUUAUGGCCAAAGUCACCUGAGGGCCCCACUACCAAGGGGAACCGAGAGGUGAUACUGGAUAGAGGACCCCUCAGAGGCAGUUAG
Molecule: messenger RNA, 1051 nt
Organism: Salmo salar (Atlantic salmon)
Lineage: Eukaryota; Metazoa; Chordata; Actinopteri; Salmoniformes; Salmonidae
Source: RefSeq, a predicted model, not a curated record